AUGCGCUUCCUCUCUGUUGCACUCGUGGGCCUCGCCUCAAUUUCCUUGACCGCUGCCAGUGGUUUUCAGACCUGGGAUGAUAUUGUCGGAGACGUUCUCCAGUGUAUGAAGACUUGCCUCGGCGACUUCUACAACAAUUCCGGUCUUGAAGGCAAGUGUGGAAGCAGCGAUCAUACCUCUGUGGACUGUCUCUGCGGCGUCACAUCAUUCUCCUCGGUCCAGUCUUCGGUAGACGAUCUGAGCACCUGCAUCCAGGGCGGGUGUGAUUCUGGCGAUCUGAGUGAAAUCUCCUCAAAACUUUCCGACUUCCAAGAGAGAUUUUCGGAUGCUGGGGAUCAAUGUAUGAGUGAAGACUCAACCUCAAAUGACGACAGUGAUUCGGAAUCGGAGACAGACUCGGACGACAACAAGAAUGCUGCCAGGACUUUGAUUCCUGGAUUCAACGCUCUGCAUGCCUCGAGUGCUGUGCUGCUCUUUGGUGUUGCUUUGUAA
Molecule: messenger RNA, 492 nt
Organism: Penicillium cosmopolitanum
Lineage: Eukaryota; Fungi; Ascomycota; Eurotiomycetes; Eurotiales; Aspergillaceae
Exons: 2
Coding region: 1-492 (163 amino acids)
Source: RefSeq, a predicted model, not a curated record